CAUUAUCUGUGUAUACCUCCUUAUCUACUGUGUUUAUUGUUAUUUUGGAAAUUUCCAGGAUGAUCUCUGGGAGAGGUGAUUCUCUGGACAGAUAUCUCACAGACUUGAUCUGUCGAGACAAGAAGAGCGAGCUCACUAAGAAGUGGGUGAAUCCAGACCAUGAAAUUAGACAGAAAGCACUUCAACUGUUCCCAGAGGCCUGUGAGAACCAUCAUGUGUUUGAUCGCUCCACUGAAGAACAUCCUAAAACAAGAGUGACAAUUCGCUCCAUCAAGGGUACAAAAUAUGAUAGCUUAUUUGAUGAAAAUUCCCUUGCUGUGUAUGCUGGAGGACCUGGUAGUAUGAUGGGUGCAGCUUUGAACAGUACUCUCUCAGGACCACAGCAAAAGGUCAUGUUUGUCACCUAUGAUUUCAAGUACUCCAAUGCUCGAUCUAGCUCCUACUUUUAUACGGUAUCCAAAGGCACCUCUGUCAGCAAUGACAGUUUGUUGAGGCCUCCAACCAUUCUUUACCAUUUUUUGCAUCGCCUGAUGUUAUCUAACAAGGGGCUUGAGGCUGAAGCAAGGAAGCUGAGCUAUUUGAAAGUCGACUUAUCCCUGAAGGGAAUAUUCUCAAGUGCAUCAAAUUGCCUCAACACAGCAAGUAUUCUUUCCCGUGCCUUUUACCACACUUACCGCAAUGUGAUCAUCGAUUCUAUCAGUCCUGCAAACACAGAUUGGGCUCAUAGUAGGAAUUAUGCAAGAUGCUCUGUUCCUAUUUUUCGAUAUCUAGAAGAUGUUGGUGAGAGUGUCGGUCUUACUAGCCACACUCCUAGUGGGAAACCAUCCCUGCUUGUUGAUACAGAAACUGAGCUUGGCCCGUCAAAAUCACUCCACCUCGAGUUCGAUAAAGAAGGGGCACAACUUGUUCAGAAAGAAAACAGAGAUCUUGUGAUUACUAACCAAAUUGCGUCCAAAGAGAUGUCUCCUUCGGAUAUCUCCGCUGCAUUGGGAGAGCCAGGAGAGAUUGACAGUGAUCUCACAGCCUUUGUUUAUCCGGAAGAUGGUCGUAUCAGUUCUGACAUGAAUGUCACCCUCCGCAGCAUUGUGGAAAAAACUGGUAACACCUGGAGUGAGGGGGUGGCUGUUGACAGUGUGUACAUCGAUGAAAAUGGAGUCAGGGGAGUUUUGUUUCAGAGUGUCAACACAGGGAAGAAGUGGUAUCAGCCAUGCUCCAGUGUGGUCCUCUCUCUUGGCUAUUCUGCUGUGUACGAAUUUGAACAGCCUCGACAAGCUACAUCAGCCAGGAUUUUGUCUUAUCCAAGAAAUAUCAUUUCUCUCGUUAAGUGGAAAUUUGGUCUAUCUUCGCCUGUGCCAAGCAUAACUACAGCUGCAGGAUGCUCUGGAUAUUUCCUCAUGAAAGGAAAGAUUGCAAUCAUUGGAGCUCACAACUCACACUGGACGGAGGUGGCCUACUCUCCUCAAGAAGAUCUCACUCUGGGUAAACUAACUGGAGGUGGAAACCUUGGCUCAGAAUAUGCAGCAGCUACCUACGCCCUCAACAAUCUGGAGCAUCUCAGGGCACUCUUCAAAGAUCAUUUUGUUGAUGUCCUUUCAGUCGAUAGUUGUCCUCGAUCUGUCAAUCCCAAAAAUGAAGUUCAAUUCUACAAACUUGCUCCAGGUUUAGUUGUUUCUGCAGGCCUUGGAGGGACAGGCAUGACACAAAGUGGAGCUAAUGGAGCCUUGUCCUACCUCUUGGCACACCCAGCAGCAUCCUCCAAGGAUCUCAUCCCUGGCUAUCAAGAUUUGCUCCAAGCUGCUGCCGCCAGUGAUCUUGUGCAUGAGCGUACAGCGACCACUCUUCGAGCUCUCAAUCUCAAGAGUUCAUUUUCAGCUACUGAACUAGUUUCAUUUGGAGCAGUUGGUUUGAGCUUGUACUACAUUGUGGACUGCUCUAUGAGAGUGCGUAAGAGGAGUGUGUUAAUAUCAAAGCAGCGAGUGUCAAGAUUAGUGCUCACUGUGCAAAGAAUGAUACGUCGUAUUCGAAUCUGAAUCGCAUACCCAAAGAACCGGACUGUAUAGUUACUUGGUAUAAUUAUAUAUAGCUAGUCACUAGAAAGUUUUUUUUAGACACAGACAGACUCUACAUAUAUUUUUUAGACGCUAAUUAUUAGUUAUUUUAUUUUGGGUACACGUAUUCACUGAUACGUUGUAGUUGGUGUGUGUGUUGUACAACAGUUUUCUGCAAUGAUAGCUCUGUGAUGCAUGAGCAACAAUAU
Messenger RNA from Halichondria panicea, 2257 nucleotides. RefSeq lists its product as uncharacterized. The coding region runs from base 60 to 2030 and encodes 656 amino acids. The record is from RefSeq and is a predicted model, not a curated record. Gene Ontology annotation, molecular function: oxidoreductase activity. Lineage: Eukaryota; Metazoa; Porifera; Demospongiae; Suberitida; Halichondriidae. The transcript has 2 exons.